AUGGCUGCCGCUCAACUAGCUCUUGAUAGGUUGAGUAUAUCAGCAAGACCCGCAGAGCCGUUGCUCGCAUCCCAGUUGAUUGGCGACCAAGACCUUGAUGAGCUGCUCGAGAGCGUGUGCAAUGUUAAUCUUCAGCACCAAAAUGGCGUUGGAGCGAACGUACUACAAACUGGAGUCAAAAGCUUGGACGAUGCUUUCGGUGGUGGCAUACAGAGCGGAAGAGUUGUUGGAGUCAGUGGAGAAGCUGGGGCGGGUGGGAGUGAGAUCUGCUGUACUCUACUUGCGAGCUCUCUCCUUCAAUACGAAAACUCGACGGCUGCUGUAGUUGACACCACUGGCAACUUCGAUGUACUACGACUUUACACCAUGAUCGUCGCUCAAUUGUCACGACGACCAGAUAUCCUUACGUCACUACGUUCUUCACUAAACCAGGGGCCUGAAACCGCGACUGAGGAUCUAGCAGCAAAGAUACUUGACCGUGUCAAGAUUAUGCGUGUUUUCGAUUUCGUGGGUGUGAGAGAAGCCAUUGGUGAGAUCCGGGAUGGGAUCGAAAAGAAGAAGGAUGUUGAACGAGCUUCAAGUACUGAAGAGAAGAAAGCGACUUUAGCCAUUGAGGAGACUGCGCAGGAGGAGCCGUCCGUCGAAAAGGUGCGAGUGAAGCGGACUUAUGUUGCAGACAGCGAAGACGAAGAAGACGACGAAGAGAUGUUAUUCGAUUCAGAUGUUCCCGAUACAGUAGCGCAGCCUGUACAGAACCCAGAGCCAAUCCAGAUUGAGUCUCCAGAAGACACAAAUGCAGAGAUUGUACCGGGACCCACCAAGACCGUGGUGAUCGACAACCUUGCUCAAGUCCUCAACCCUUUGUUGAAGAAAGACUAUAUACAAGGUAUCUACCAUCAAACCCCAGAUCCAGCAUUGACUGACCACUCCCAGCAAACGCAGUAG
This is a messenger RNA of Alternaria metachromatica, 945 nucleotides long. RefSeq lists its product as uncharacterized. Bases 1 to 945 code for a protein of 314 amino acids. The record is from RefSeq and is a predicted model, not a curated record. Gene Ontology annotation, molecular function: ATP-dependent activity, acting on DNA; four-way junction DNA binding; single-stranded DNA binding. Gene Ontology annotation, cellular component: replication fork; centrosome; Rad51B-Rad51C-Rad51D-XRCC2 complex. The transcript has 2 exons. Gene Ontology annotation, biological process: DNA strand invasion; double-strand break repair via homologous recombination; reciprocal meiotic recombination. NCBI's taxonomy places the organism in Eukaryota, Fungi, Ascomycota, Dothideomycetes, Pleosporales, Pleosporaceae.